AUGUCAACCAAAUUCCAAUCCAGAGCCGAUUUUCAUCAGAGUCUUGUCGACUACAACCUAACUACUACUGAUGGUUGGGAUGUAAUUGUCAGUUACUCAGAGGCCAAGUUAAAUACCUUGUUGAAAAAGUAUUGGUCUCAGAAAUUCGAACCGGCUCAGGUCUCUUUCCAACAUACCACCGGGACAGAUAAGAAUUAUUUCAUAUAUAUGUAUGCUCUUACUCUCGAAGCCCCUACCUUAUCGUUCAAGUCGAUCGCUACUACCCAUGGCAACAUUGCUGUCUCCGCCCUUUCAUGGAAGGUCACGGGCACUAUGCAUACUGUGGUUUACGUCAACGGCAAAGAGAUGGGCUCCGAUGAUGAGGACGUGGGUAAAGAUCAAGAUGUGUACUUGGAGGUGGUGACACCGGUGUCUGCCAUGGAUGGAGAGUCGACAGAUACCAGCACUGCAAAGUCCAGCGAUUCAACCUUCCAGUUCAGCGACAAUACCGAGUCCAGCUACAAGGUCAUCCUCCAUUUCCAGAACGCCCAGGACUCAGACUGGUCCGUCACAACGCCUAAUUCUAGUGACCCGCUCAACGAAAGUCUCACGGAAAUGGUGCAGGCGUUGAUGAACAACGAGGAGUUCAAGUCAUUCACUUUUACCCUUGGCACUGUCAAGAACACGAAAGAUCAGUCUUCGGACUUUUUGCAGCCACGGGAAUUCAGAUUCAAUGCGACCGAAGGCAUUCUGAGCAUAUUCAUCCAAGUGAAAGGCGGCAGUGGCAAAGGAACGGCCGAAGCACCGCAGUUCCAGCUGACACACGAUAGCGGAAUCGCGGCCAUUCCCGAGGGCUACGAAGCGAGUAUUAUUCUCUCUCAGACACUCAUCCGCGAUGACUAUCUCGUGAAACAGAUCGCCGAAAGUUUGAAGGAUACAUUGCGAAGUAGCGGCGGUGUGACUGCCAGCCAAGCGUCCGCUAAUCCAACUUUCCACCUGAAGUUCAAAUCCGACAAAGUCUGGGAAGGCGAAGCGAUGAAUCACGGCGGCCCACCUAUUGUUGGUGAAGGAGAAAUCACUGUAGACUGGGACAAAUACCCUUUGAUCCUGACCAUCUCCGACGAUGGAGAGCCGCUGACAUCUCAUUACAAAUGGGUUUGGAACGAAGUACCGGUGACGCUGUCCUACACCACCAUGGAUCCAAUCCAUGGGGCUACAAGUGAUCAUGUGUACGAUAUCGAUGGGACUAUUAAGGCCAACUCGACCCCUGUCGCGACUAUUUCAGGAGAUAAGUUGGAAUUCAACAUCCAAUUCACCUCUGCUAAUCAACCAGAUGCGUCCUUCUCCAACGUCGGCCCUGCAGACCUGACCGGAUCGGUGACAUUCCCGGAGUUUGACCUCAAACUGCCUGACCUCGACUUCUUCCAAACGCAGAAUGUGCUGGCUCCCGGCGAGGAUUUCAUCAAAGCAGAAGACACUAUGUGUCCUUGCGACUUGUUUGUUCUGGGAUCUAUGUACAGCUGA
Messenger RNA from Aspergillus steynii IBT 23096, 1503 nucleotides. RefSeq lists its product as uncharacterized. The record is from RefSeq and is a predicted model, not a curated record. Bases 1 to 1503 code for a protein of 500 amino acids. Lineage: Eukaryota; Fungi; Ascomycota; Eurotiomycetes; Eurotiales; Aspergillaceae. The transcript has 3 exons.